Messenger RNA from Heterobilharzia americana, 926 nucleotides. NCBI's taxonomy places the organism in Eukaryota, Metazoa, Platyhelminthes, Trematoda, Strigeidida, Schistosomatidae. The record is from the annotation of a GenBank genome assembly.
AUGGGUUCAAAAUACAUACAUAUAACCUUAAAUGUUUUUCUUCGUUCAGAUAAUCUAACAAAUUCAAUUCAUAAUCAUCUUCAUGAAGAUUUUUCAAUAAACGAUAAUACAAGAGUUAUCACACCUUCAGAAUAUGGAUUACUAUUUGGCUUAGUACUGGCCAUCCUGUCUUUCUUAACAGCUGCUAUGAGUGUACUUUACAUAUUUGCGCAUAAAUUGUGUCCAACCAUAACAAAAUUCUUGACAACUGAACCGAUUAAAUCAAUAAACCUCCUACAUUCAUCAUUCAAAUGGCCAAAGUGUAAAACGAAUGAGAAUAAUUGUCUAACAUCGAAUUCCACGUCACUUAAUGUCAUGAAUUCAAUGAAUCAAUUUAUUGAAUAUAAAAGUGAAAUUGUUAGCCCCAUAAAUCACAGCCAAACGUAUUUACAAGAAGACUGUCAACAGUCAUUACACUAUGACUGCGUCAGUUUGAUGCCAUUGAAUGGGUGUGGUAGCAAAAAUAUGAUAUCAUUGAAUCAUAUCUAUGCAGAUCACACUAUCCGUCCCCGGAUAAGACCUCCUCUAUAUCGCACACGUAAGCAUUUUUUAAAACUAAAAUAUCCCAUUCUUUUUUAACUACUCAUUAGUAGUACAAUGAUGCAUCUUGAUGAUUAGCAUACUGCUUGUAUUCAAUUAGUUCUAUAACAAAGAUAAUCACUCUUAGGGCUGUUAUAACUCCAUUUUGUUACAAUAAUCUUAAGGACUGGAUUCUAGUGAUUCAGUCUUAACGCGAACCUUCCACGUGAUUAUUAUUAUUAUUAUUUGUCCGUUGGGUUCCUAGUGGAACAUAUAGCUUCACUACCACGUCUCCAUUGCACUCUCUUCUCUGCACUCCUUUACAUCUGGCUCCAAGACUGCCCACAAGCUUUCAUUUCUUCCUCACA